CCAUGUUGCAUCUAUUUCUUGUAUGCAAAUCUGAAGUAGCAAUUCAUCUUUUUUCCAUUUAACAUAGCUCUCUCUUGGUUCAGAUAGAUUAUUACUGCCUAUCUUUUAAUGGCAUUCUCUAUUAGAACUUCCUUUACCUUUCCUCGGCCAACUCCAUUAGCUAAAGAUAAUUUAAGUCUUGCCAAACAUCACAAUUUCCAUUCUAGUAGCUUGAAAAUUUCAAAUUAUCCUAUUACUGAUGAUUGUAGAAGAAAAUACGAAGACAAAUUAAAAGCAUUCAAGAAUAUCCUACUCAGCAAAAGUACUAAAGAAGACGCGUUCCAAGGUCUACUAAUGGUUGAUGCUAUACAACGCCUAGGCAUCGAGCAUCAUUUUGAGGAAGAGAUCGACGCAGUUACUCUAAACAACUAUACUUUGAUACCUAGCACACAUCAUGAUCGCGAUCUUUAUGAGGUUGCUCUUAGAUUUCGUCUUCUGAGACAAGAGGGUUACUUCAUGCCUGCAGGCGUUUUCGACAACUUUAAGGACAAAGAGGGGGAAUUUAAAGAUGAAUUAAGAGACGGCAUCAGGGGGCUAAUGAGUUUGCAUGAAGCUUCACAGUUAAGUAGGGAAGGAGAAGAUAUACUUGAUGAAGCAAGAGGCUACAGUUAUGAGAUCCUGCAUUCAUUGGCGACGCAUCUCGACUCUCCUCAAGCUAAAGCAGUAGAGAAUGCAUUGAAGCAGUCACAUUUAAGAAGCCUGCAAAAGUUCAUGGGACAAAAAUUCAUUAUGAAUAUUGUAUGGCAAAACGGGUGGGUGAAUGAGUUACAAGAAGUAGCAACGCUUGAUUUUAAGAUAGUUCAACAUCAGCACCAACAAGAAUUUGUUCAAGUUUUAGAGUGGUGGAAAGAGCUUGGAAUGUCGCAUGUUUUAACGUUUGCAAGAGACCAGCCAGCUAAAUGGUACGUAUGGUGCGUGGCAGCCUUAACAGAUCCGAGAUUGUCACAGCAAAGAAUUGACCUCAUCAAGCCCAUCGCCUUCGUUUACUUAAUAGAUGAUAUUUUUGAUAAGUAUGGAACUGUUCUAGACCUCAUUCUCUUUACAGAAAUUGUCAGCAGGUGGGACAUUGCAGCCACUGGACAACUACCAGAUUGCAUGAGGAUUUGCUUCGAGGCUCUUGACAAUGUCACUAAUGAGAUUAGCUACAAGGUGUAUAAACAGCAUGGAUGGAACCCUUUAGAAUCUCUACGAAAAUCGUGGGCAAGUUUGUUCGGUGCCUAUCUAGUGGAAGCGACAUGGUUUGCUUCUGGAGAAUUGCCAAGUUCUGAGGAGUACUUAAAGAAUGGGAUCGUAACUUCAGGUUUACCAAUGGUUCUAGUUCACUUUUUCUUUCUGUUGGGUCAAGGUAUAACAGAGAAAAAUGUCGAGCUCCUCAACGGGAAUCCUGGCAUGAUACAAUCGACAGCCAAGAUUCUUCGGCUCUGGAAUGACUUGGAAAGUGCCAAGGAUGAGGAUCCGGAUGGCUAUUCAUAUGUAGAGUGCUACAUGAAGGAACAUCAAACAUCUUCAGCCGAAAAUGCUAGAGAUCAUGUUCUAGAUAUGAUAGCAGAAACAUGGAAAAAACUCAACGAUGAGUGCCUAUUUCAAAAUCCAUUCUCGCCAACUUUUACCAAAGUCUGUCUAAAUUUUGCAGGAAUAAUGCCUUUGAUGUAUAGUUAUGAUGAAAUCCCUCACCUUUCCAUUCUUGAGGAGUAUGUCAAUAAAAAGAAUGUACGAACGAGAAAAGAUAGCAAAGGGCUAUAUAUGAUUAAGGUAUUUCGUGACCAUUAUGGACAGUUUAUUGCAGCUAAAUCAAACAUGUUUGAUAAUGCCCGUCUAAUUGGUCCUGACGGGAAAUCAAACAUGUUUGAUAAUGCACGCAAGGUGUUCGAUGAAAUGCCUCUGAGAAAUUGUAGAAGGAGGCAUGUAUCAUGUAAUGCACUUCUUGCAGCUUGUGUUGAAUCUAAGAAGUUUGAUGAGGAAGAGGUGGGCAUACCAUUGCUUGUUGAGGUGGAAAUGGAAGGAGAGAAGCCUGAUUUAAUCACUUUUAAUACUCUUUUAUACGGGUUGUGUACGAAUAGGCGAUUUGUUGACGGGGAGAAAAAUUGGAGUCAAAUGCUGCAAAAUGAUAUCCAUCCUGAUAUAAGUAGUUAUAAUACAAAGUUACAUGGUUUAGCAUUGGAUAAUCUUAAAUCAACUAAAGAUGCUGAUAGUAGUAGUGAUUGCAAGCCUGGUAAAUUCACUUUUACUACAUUGAUUCCUUUUGCAUGCGAGAAGGGUGAUUUAAAGUUUGCUUUUGAGCUUUCUAAAGAAAUUAUUACAAGCAAAUGUCCAGUUAACGUCGCAUUGUUACAGCAAGCUUUGGAUGUAUUAGCUAAGGAGUUAAAGACUGAGGAGGCAAUUAGCGUAAGAUUAGCUUCUUGGUAUGUUUGUUCUGCAUUUUCUGUUGAUUUGUGGGCUAUUGCCAUUGCUUUAAUAUCUUAUGAAUGGGGUUUGAUUCAUAUGGAGCCUUUCAUAGUGCAGAAAAAGAAUCCUCUGCAUCCUAGAAGUAGUACUUCAUUUCUUUUUCCAUUUAACAUAGCUCUCUCUUGGUUCAGAUAUAUUAGUUCCUCUCUUUUAAUGGCAUUCUCUAUUACAACUUCCUUUACCUUUCCUCAGCCAACUCCAUUAGCUAAAGAUCAUUUCAGUCUUGCCAAACAUCACAAUUUACAUUCUAGCAGCUUGAAAUUUUCAAAUUAUCCUAUUACUGAUGAUUGUAGAAGAAUAUACGAAGACAAAUUAAAAGCAUUCAAGAAUAUCCUACUCAGCAAAAGUACUAAAGAAGACGCGUACCAAGGUCUACUAAUGGUUGAUGCUACACAACGCCUUGGCAUCGAGCAUCAUUUUGAGGAAGAGAUCGAUGCAGUUACUCUAAACAACUAUAAUUUGAUACCUAGCACACAUCACAAUCGUGAUCUUUAUGAGGUUGCUCUUAGAUUUCGACUUCUGAGGCAAGAGGGUUACUUCAUGCCUGCAGGCGUUUUCGACGACUUUAUGGACGGAAAGGGGAAAUUUAAAGAUGAACUAAGAGAUGACAUCAGGGGGCUAAUGAGUUUGCAUGAAGCUUCACAGUUAAGUAGGGAAGGAGAGGAUAUACUUGAUGAAGCAAGAGGAUACAGUUAUGAGAUCCUGAAUUCAUUGGCAACGCGUCUCGACUCUCCUCAAGCUAAAGCAGUAGAGAAUGCAUUGAAGCACUCACAUUUCAGAAACUUGCAAAAGUUUAUGGGACAAAAAUUCAUUAUGAAUAUUGUAUGGCAAAACGGGUGGGUGAAUGAGUUACAAGAAAUAGCAACACUGGAUUUUAAGAUAGUUCAACAUCAGCACCAGCAAGAAUUUGUUCAAGUUUUAGAGUGGUGGAAAGAGCUUGGUUUGUCGCUUGUUUUAACGUUUGCAAGAGACCAACCAGCUAAAUGGUACGUAUGGUGCAUCGCAGCCUUAACAGAUCCAAGCUUGUCACAGCAAAGAAUUGACCUCAUCAAGCCUAUCGCCUUCGUUUACUUAAUAGAUGACAUUUUUGAUAAGUAUGGAACGCUUCCUGACCUCAUUCUCUUUACAGAAAUUGUUUGCAGGUGGGACAUUGCAGCCGCUGGACAACUACCAGAUUGCAUGAGGAUUUGCUUCGAGGCUCUUGACAAUGUCACUCAUGAGAUUAGCUACACGGUUCAUAAACAGCAUGGAUGGAACCCUUUAGAAUCUCUGCGAAAAUCGUGGGCAAGUUUGUUCAAUGCCUAUCUAAUGGAAGCGAGAUGGUUUGCUUCUGGAGAAUUGCCAAGUGCUGAGGAGUACUUAAAGAAUGGGAUCGUAACUUCAGGUUUACCAAUGGUUCUAGUUCACUUUUUCUUUCUGUUGGGUCAAGGUAUAACAGAGAAAAAUGUCGAGCUCCUCAACGGGAAACCUGGCAUGAUACAAUCGACAGCCAAAAUUCUUCGGCUCUGGAAUGACUUGGGAAGUGCCAAGGAUGAGGAUCCGGAUGGGUAUUCAUAUGUAGAGUGCUACAUGAAGGAACAUCAAACAUCUUCAGCCGAAAAUGCUAGAGAUCAUGUUCUAGAUAUGAUAGCAGAAACAUGGAAAAAACUCAACGAUGAGUGCCUAUUUCAAAAUCCAUUCUCGCCAACUUUUACCAAAGUCUGUCUAAAUUUUGCAGGAAUAAUGCCUUUGAUGUAUAGUUAUGAUGAAAUCCCUCACCUUUCCAUUCUCGAGGAGUAUGUCAAUAAAAAGGUAAGGGAAUGAACAAGAAUCCGCACUUGCUACUAUUUCAUGGAUUUCGACAGCGGUAGCUGUUUUAUGUUUUGUGUGCACGGAUUUGCUAAACUACUCAUCAGGAACAACAUGACACUGCAGAAUGUACGAACAAGAAAAAUAGCAAAGGGUUAUAUAUAAUAUGAAUAAAGGAUUAUUUAUGAUUAAAGGAUUUUGUGACCAUUAUGGAUAGUUUAUUGCAGCUAAGCAUGUAGGUAUUCUAGGAAGAAUGGAGCCGAGAAUCGCAGAGGCGAUUGGCUUUCAUGAAGCCUUGAGCGGGACUAAAUCCAGAAGUAACUCCUAUAUUCUGUUAGAAUCUGAUUGUUAAGAACUGAUCUUAGCCCUAAAAUAUCCCAAUAGGGAUUUAUCUUAUUUUUCUGACAUUGUUUCAGAUUGUAAUUGUAUUUGUAUUUCUUUGUUAAGCUCUAAGGAUUUUAUAUCCAUUGUUAUAAAACAGUCAGCGAACUCGGCUGCCCAUUGCUUGGCAAAAGCAGUCGAUUCUAUGUCUAUGAGUAA
This is a messenger RNA of Mercurialis annua (annual mercury), 4812 nucleotides long. RefSeq lists its product as uncharacterized. Lineage: Eukaryota; Viridiplantae; Streptophyta; Magnoliopsida; Malpighiales; Euphorbiaceae. The record is from RefSeq and is a predicted model, not a curated record. The coding region runs from base 109 to 4287 and encodes 1392 amino acids. The transcript is spliced from 21 exons. Gene Ontology annotation, molecular function: magnesium ion binding; protein binding; terpene synthase activity. Gene Ontology annotation, biological process: diterpenoid biosynthetic process.